AUGUUCCAGUAUGUUGUGCAGCAGAUCCUAUGGAUCAUCAGCGUAGCGGCACAGCUACUCGCAGCAAUGGGUCUGGGCGUCAAGUGGAUGUUCAUGGCCAUUCGUCUAGUCGCCUUUGCAGUGCUCGACAUUGGUUACUUCCUUCCAAACGUGGUUCGGCACUUCACGUCGCCGAAUGUCAUCCGCCGUGUCUCGUACCGCUCCUCCAAACGAACCAGGCAACGCAACUUGCAGAUAUUCCUCCAGAAGGUGGCACGCAUCCCCCCAGCGAGGUGCGACGAAGAAUGCGGCGAUACGGCCGCGUCUGGUCGGUGCAUGGACCCGGACAUGGACGCUGUGGAGCUGCUGGCCUCAACGCUAAACCCCGCCGAUGGCCGGUUCACGAUGGGGCUGCCGCCGGGAUUAUCAUCGCCAACCUCGCCGUCAGGAGUUGUGGAGGAUGAAGGAAUGAUGUCGAGAGUUGGCUCCUUCAGUGGCACUGUGGAGUUUAUUCGAAACUACUACGCCGCCGCCGCCUCCGUCGCGGACGGUGCCUCAGGCGCCGUCGAGCCAGCGGGGGAGCAGAAAAAUCCCGACUGGGCGCCGAGCGCAGCUGUGGACCCCACCUUAACAGGAGAGUCGGAGGAUGAUGAGGACGAGGAGGACAGGAAAAACCUUCACAACCGUGCCACGCUUGAUAUUUACUUGCCGGUCCCCCUCGACGCACUCUUUCGCAUGAUGGAGCAGGAGCGAAAGAUCUCGUCACGGUCACGACUUCAGCGCAAAAAGUUCCCUAUUGUGAUCUCCGUUGUGGGCGGUGCGUGGAUUGUUGGUUACUCCUUUUGGAACUUUCUUUUGGCGCCUCUUCUUGCCGCACGUGGGUACGUUGUGUUCUGUCCCGACUACCGCAACUUUCCGCAGACAGACAUGGAGGGGAUGGUGCUUGACAUUUCAGAUGCAGUGGGGUGGGUGAUAAAGAACGCCGAGCGCUACGGAGGGGAUGUCAGGGACAUCACGCUCAUUGGGCAGUCUGCUGGCGCCCACCUCACGAUGAUGUCGCUGAUUUCGCAGGCGCAGGUAAGCGCGCACGCCGUCUUUGGUGGGACACCGCCGAGCAAAAAGGCCUACAAUGUCCCCCGGUACAACCCUCGCGACUCCAUUCGCCAAUACGUUGGACUGAGUGGAAUUUAUAAUAUUUGCGGUCUGGUGAAGCACUUUGAUCGCCGGGGGCUCUACCGCAGCGUGCUGUACCAAAUUGCCGGUGGCCGCUCCCUCCUGCCCCGCUACUCGCCGGCGUUGUACUUUGAUGAGCGUCGAUGCGGCUGCACAGGGGAGGUGCUCCCCAAAAACAUCUUUGAUUUUCUCCCCCAACGCAUGUACUUUAUUCAUGGGGAUGCGGACUGCAGCGCACCCGUAUCGGAGUCGGCAAACCUCGCCUUUAUCAUGCGCAACGCUCAACGGGCACGCUUGGCCGAGCAGUACACAAACGGUGAUCAAGGUCCUGGCAACUGUCAGGCACGACCGGUAGAUAUUGAGUACAUUUUGGUCCCCGGAGCCAACCACACGGAUGCCAUCAUUGAAGAGUGCCUGGCAGCGAAGGGUAGCUACGUCCUCGAUUUCUUGUGCUACUACACCACUGCCGAGGAAAGGCGAGACAGACGUUUUAUCAACGGCAACGAAAAUCACGCUGAAGGGAUUGAAAAGGACGAGGAUGAGGGGCAAAUUGAUCCAACGAAGCACCCAGACGGUGUUCUUAUCGCACCUGCGCCACACGCCAAGCGGCCACUGCUGAUGCGCAUCGGCAGCUACGUUUGUCCCUUCUGA
Molecule: messenger RNA, 1803 nt
Organism: Trypanosoma rangeli
Lineage: Eukaryota; Euglenozoa; Kinetoplastea; Trypanosomatida; Trypanosomatidae
Product: putative ecotin
Exons: 1
Coding region: 1-1803 (600 amino acids)
Source: RefSeq, a predicted model, not a curated record